AUGCUACUCAAUGCUUCCGCCCUGUCGACCAGGGUUCUCAUCCUCUCGUUGACAGGACUCAUCCUCUUCCUUUGGCUGCUCGUCCCUGGCAGCUCCUCAACCAUCAAAAACACCAUCUCCAUUACCACCAGUAAUCAUGCCUCUGCUGGGACGCUAGCUGAGCGACAAGUUGAUUUCUGGAGAUCACUCCUUCCUGUCCUCGAAUCCGCGGCGCCCAAUUGUCCCUCCCCGAAACGAAAUGGCACGACGGGCGCGAUCGGUUUCGACGCCGCCAAUCCCCCAGAGCGCCCGGUCCGCAUCGAAAUGCUAGAUACCGAUAUUCUGCAAAUGCGCGAUGCACAUUCACAAUUUCUCCAGAAAAUCAGGGAGACACCGGGAUUGCGACCGGUCUAUGUACCAAAGACGAGGGGGAUAGUGUAUGCUGCUGGCGGAAAAUAUCUUCCCGUAUUUGUCAUUGGUUUGCGCAUGCUGCGCCGCACGGGAUCCCAACUCCCAGUCGAACUGUUUUUGAAAGACAAAACGGAGUAUGAGCCAAGGAUUUGCAACGAAGUGCUACCAGUUCUAAACGCAAAAUGCGUCGUGCUGGCAAAUAUUCUGGAAUCCGCGGUCUCAAAUUCAACGAAAGUUGAGGUAGCAAAUUAUCAACUAAAAGCAUUUGCGAUGCUAUUUUCUUCAUUCGAAGAUAUUGUCUGGAUCGAUGCAGAUUGUUUUCCCCUGCAUAAACCGGAAAAUCUUUUGGAUUCCGAGCCAUAUACGGGCACGGGCAUGGUGACCUGGCCAGAUUUUUGGAUCUCUACUGUGUCACCUCAAUAUUACCUCAUCUCCCAACUCCCAGUUCCCCCAAUCAGUCUUCGGGCCUCUUCUGAGACGGGAGAGUUUCUUAUUUCCAAGAAGAAUCACCAAUUGACUCUCCUCCUAGCCACUUAUUACAAUUACUACGGCCCAUCGCAUUAUUUUUCCCUCCUUUCUCAAGGAGCCCCAGGGGAGGGAGACAAAGAAACAUUUGUGCAAGCCGCUUCCGCUGCCGGCGAGCCUUUCUACACCGUCAGCGAGCCAGUGAAACCUAUUGGGCAUCGCAAGGAAGACGGCCAAAUAGCUGGCUCUGCGAUGGUUCAGUUCGACCCUAUUGAAGAAUACAAGGCUCUUAAACACAAAAAUACCAAACCACCGCGCUCAAACGCCCCACAAAUCAACCACCUGGCUCGCCCACGCGCAUUUUUCAUACAUGCCCAUUUCCCCAAAUUCAAUCCCGCGACCGUAUUCUCUAAUACCUCAGAAACAAAGCCCACCUAUAAACCCGAUGGGAGCGACAGUCGUGCAUGGCUGGUCGACGAAGAUACCAUUAAAGCGUUUGGAUAUGAUGCUGAGAAAGCGUAUUGGGAAGAGAUCAAGUGGGUGGCGUGUAAUCUGGAAAAUGAAUUCCAGUCGUGGAAAGACAAGACAGGAAUAUGCAACAGGGUAAAUCAGUAUUGGAAUAAUGUUUUUGGGGGAGAACAACCUGAUGAGCUGAACCUUUGGAGUAUGUGA
Molecule: messenger RNA, 1527 nt
Organism: Coccidioides posadasii C735 delta SOWgp
Lineage: Eukaryota; Fungi; Ascomycota; Eurotiomycetes; Onygenales; Onygenaceae
Biological process (GO): mannan biosynthetic process
Cellular component (GO): Golgi apparatus
Molecular function (GO): alpha-1,2-mannosyltransferase activity
Source: RefSeq, a predicted model, not a curated record